Molecule: messenger RNA, 2526 nt
Organism: Phalaenopsis equestris
Lineage: Eukaryota; Viridiplantae; Streptophyta; Magnoliopsida; Asparagales; Orchidaceae
Product: protein EXECUTER 1, chloroplastic
Exons: 12
Coding region: 419-2167 (582 amino acids)
Biological process (GO): singlet oxygen-mediated programmed cell death; response to singlet oxygen
Cellular component (GO): thylakoid membrane
Source: RefSeq, a predicted model, not a curated record
CCCUGGGCCGAUGGCCGGCUUCAUGUAAGUCCAUCAUCUUCUUAUCCCUUAUCCCCUUCUCAUUCUGUCGAUUCAACAGUGAUCUCUCUUUCUCCCUCAAUGGCAUCGAUGUCAGCUCAUCGGCUACCCUCCACAGCUCUCAACCGCGCCGAUUCGAACUCUACCCGCUAUUCCUCUCACUUCCCCAGCUUCAUUGCCGCGUCCCCUCGUUGCCUGCUUUCUCCUCUGAAGAGGCUGGAGUCAGGCAUCUGUCGUUGCCGCAAUUCUCAUUCAGGCUCGCCUCUGCCCGGCGAAGAUGGCGAUUGGAGGAGGUUGGACUUGCUUUUGCACGAAUUCAUGAGGAGCGCUGUGAAGAGGGUGGAAGAUUGCGUAAAUUCGUUUCGUAAACUGUCGGAUAUUGGCGUGUUGCAACUGGGUAAUGAUGGCGUGGCUGAGAAGGGUGAGGAAGCAGUGGCAGGGAAUGGAAUUAAAGAAUUGGGAUUGGAAACGGUGGAAGCGGCAUUUUGUGGAGAUGGAAGAGCAGGAGUGGAUUGUGUCAGUGUUGAAGAUGCAAUUGAAUGAUGCUGUUGCUAGAGAAGAUUAUGAGGCUGCCGCAAAGCUCAAGAUAGCACUUCAUGCUGCUAAAAAAAGUGAUAUUGUAGGCUCUGCAAUACUUGAAUACAAUAAGGCAAUUGGAGAGGAGAGGUACAAUGAUGCAACCUUUCUUCAAGAUAAUGCUGGCACUGGAUUGUUGGGAUGGUGGGCUGGCAUUUCAAAAGAUGGCGCUAAUAGCUUUGGUCGAAUUGCACAUAUAAGUGCAGAACAUGGAAGAUAUGUGGCUAGAAGCUAUAGCUCAAGGCAGCUUGCCAUGUCUAAACCUGGUUCUCCAUUAUUUGAAAUUUAUUUCACUUGUGAUGAUGAAGGCUAUAAGCAGCAGGCAGUCUAUUUGAAGCGAAAUACUGGGCAUAAUGCAAACGCAUCAAAAAAGUUUGCAAACAAAUCAGCUCGGACCUUAAAUGAAAAUAAUGGCUCUGCUGAAGUACCUACUGAUAUGUCUUCUAAAGAUGUGAAAACUGUUGAAGAGGUUGAUGAUGAUCCCGAUUGGAUUGAUGGGCUGGCAGGCAUCAAAAACAUCUUGCAGGAUGUUAUCCCUGGUGUCAAGGUCAAAGUCUUUAAAGUGGUAGCACCGGGGAAGGUGGAUGGAGAUCUGAUUUCUAAAGUUAUUGAACGGAUAGUAGAGGAAGAUGAAGGCAGUGAUGGAGAAAUACAAGACUCUGAGGAAGAAUAUAUUAAAUCAGAAAGCGAUAUGGAAGAAAUUAAGAUGGUUGGUGGAGAUCAAACUGAUGAUACAACUGAAGAGCAAAGUGAACUGUCUGUGAAAUUUGUGGUAGGUACUCUUUUGGAAAAUAUAGCUGCUGACGUGCCUCCUAAAGACCUUGUUCGUGUGCCAGCUGAGUUAAAGAUAAGGGACCAUCUAUCUUUUUCCUUUUCUGUCAAGCAAGAAGAUUUGCAACAUGAAUCUGAGGCAGGACAGGCUUCACACAACAGAACUGUUUCCCAUUCUUUACAAAAGAGUUCUGAGCAUAUUAGGUCUGAUCUCUCUAAGGCCUUCAUUGCUAAAGAGAAAACGCCUCUUAAGGUACUUGUUGAUAUUGGAGAAUUGAUUAGUCUGUCUAUAAAUCAUAAUCAAAAUCAAUCAUUGGUCGGGACAACACAUUUUAAUCGUAUUGAGAUACCGACAACUUCAGAUCCUCUUAUUGGGUUGUACAUUGGUGCUCAUGGCAUGUAUACCUCUGAGCUUCUCCAUUUGAAACGGACAUUUGGUCAGUGGCAUGAAGAUGAUGGUCCUAAGAAGCUCAAGAAUUUGGAGUUUUAUGAGUAUGUUGAAGCCUAUAAAUUGGCCGGAGCUCUUUCUAUACCUGCUGGACAGGUUGUUUUCCGGGCAAAGGUUGGCAAGAAAAAUCUACUUCCUCAUAAGGGGAUAAUUCCUGAAGAAUUUGGCGUGAUUGCUAGAUACAGGGCACAAGGAAGGCUUGCCGAUCCGGGGUUUCAAAAUCCUCGGUGGGUCGAUGGAGAGCUCGUUAUUCUUGACGGGAAGAACAUCAGAGGCCCUAUUAUUGGAUUGGUUUACUGGGCUCCUGAACAGCAUUUCUUGGUAUUCUUCAACCGAUUAAGGCUUCCAGACUAGAUCAUUUCUGGAAACCAAAGAGAAACAGCCUGCUCAUCUCAAGUUUGAAGCUGAAUUGAAAUUUGCUUCUUAAGUUCGAGAUGCGGAUUCGCAAUAACAACUCUUAAACUAGACUGUAUCUUCUCUAGAUCUUCCGGCGGUUUUUUCCCCUUCUAUGCAGUCAUUCUCGGAUCUUUUCAGGUAUAAAUGACUUCUUCUAUGCACAAUGUUUACUCGAUUGCUCAGAGAUACUCUUCCAAACAACUUAUGUCAUGAAAUGUAAAGUAAUCUUACUGUAUUUGAUCAUAAUAUUUAGAGAAAUUCUUUACUUUUUGCUUUAAAUAUUUACAUAUAUACCACUCAAUUCCUACAUAUGUACA